AUGGCGAGCACCACGACCACUCCACCGCCCACUGGCGGCACUGCGAGCAACACCAACUGCACUGCUUGUGGCGCCAUCGCCCCUCGUCCACAUCUCACCUGCUUCGACUGCACAGAAGGAGUCAACGUCAACGGAGAUGUCGACUCGAUCCAGUACUGCACCGCUCGCUGCCGCGAUGUGGCCGCUGCCGAACACAAGGGUGAUUGCGAGAAGAGGAACGUUCGCAAGCAGAUCUAUCGCGCUGGCGAGCUGCUUCAAUCGAGCUUCUACAAAUUUCAAGAUUUGAACUUCAUCACUCAGAUCAGCCAGACGAAAAAAGAGAAGGAUAUCCUGUACUACUACGAGGUAGCACCGUUCCGCCGCACGACCGUGUUUGAGACCUCUCCGUACAAGAUCACCAGCGAUGCUAAUGAUGCACAUGCCAUCAUGAGCAUCUUUCGAUGCGAUCUCGCCCUCGGCACUCACUUUAAGCUCAGCAAAAAGUUACUUGGAGGUAUCUCGAAGUACAUCGAAGAGGUCGGGUUUGACGACGUGGCGGGCAAGCUCAAGACAAAGCUGGUCUAUCCUAACGGGCGUGUGCACGAGUCCUCCUGCGGGCAUGAAGUCCUUUGUGUUCAGACUCAUGCCGACGAGUCGUACGUAAUCGAUAUCACCGGCGCUCAGUAUGGCCAAUUCGAGGCCGUUCUUCCUCUUGACACAGCAGUCAGCUUCUACGGAAAUAAGUUGUCCGCGAUUUGGCCACACGGCCACUACUCAGCGCAGCUUCUGAGGGAGACAUUGCGACAUCUCGCUGGCGGUACCGGUAUCAGUCCGCGCGACCGCAUCAUCCCAGCAUACAUGGCAACUUUGUUCAACAAGCUCUUGGCGGCCUGGGAGAAGUCUCAUGCCACUCACAUCGGGACCUUGCUCAACUCUAAACAGAACGAAUACAAACUGCUCGAAGCUACGAUCGAGAAGCUGGUUGUAGAAGCAAGCCUUCAAGGCCGACUUGUGCUCAGAAAGAACCCGCCAAUAAAAGUCUUUCCGCUCAUUGAUUAUGCAGAUAACGUGCAGGGAGCUUUGGACAAGCCAGUAGUCACGGUCAUCUCAAAAGAGUACACAGGUUCUCGCAUCGCCAAGAAGUACCGCAGACACGUGCUGAACAGGGAACGUCGCGAGCGACCAGAGAAGUGGAAGAAUGUGAUUCAACCAACAUUGGCCCGGAACGGCUCAAUCAACGUUUGGGUGGAUUCAGAGUCCAGGACCCACGAGAGAAUGUCGAGUAUGAAAUCCGAGUACGGCGAGGCAUUCAUGACAGCUCAGAUGGCUAUUAUGGAAAAAGCUGCGACCUACUGGACCCACGAGGCUUUGGCGAACUGA
Cercospora beticola is the source of this 1359-nucleotide messenger RNA. RefSeq lists its product as uncharacterized. The record is from RefSeq and is a predicted model, not a curated record. Lineage: Eukaryota; Fungi; Ascomycota; Dothideomycetes; Mycosphaerellales; Mycosphaerellaceae.